AUGUUGCUACAGAUCGAGGUUGCGCUGCACGGUGACGGACGCCGUUGUGCGCAGGCACUCGAGCAACACCUCAGGGACAACUACAUUUCCCUUGCUCAGGAUACUGCGCUCGAGUGCGACUGGCCUGUGGAGAGUGUGCGCAUCGUCUCAUCCUCAGGACCCAUCGUCAGACUCGAGGAUGCAGAGCUACAGAUCCACAUGUACCAGCUGCGAGACGCGGUGCAGUCGAUCUUCCAUGAAGAACAGCCACUAGCCAGUACCAUGCUUCUGCCAGCUGCUUCGCUUGAUGGCAUAUGGAGCAACUUGCAGUUCGAGAACACUAUCCAGAAGACACUCCUGAGCUAUGUCUCCUCUAUGAUGCUCUUUGCGGAUCGUCAAGUCAACAGCCAGAUCUGUGCCUUCAACCGUUGCAUCCUACUUCACGGACCGCCCGGCGGUGGAAAGACCAGUCUUUGCAAGGCACUCGCUCAGAAGCUCAGCAUCCGUUUCAGCGCUCGCUACUCUGAAUGUGUCUUGAUCGAGGUGCAAGCGGCGUCGCUCUUUAGCAAGUGGUUCUCUGAGAGUGCCAAGCUCGUCACGCAGCUCUUUGAGGAAAUUGAAGAGCUCACUGAAAAUGAAGAUGCUUUCGUGUGUGUGCUCAUUGAUGAGAUUGAGAGCUUGACACGAUCGCGUACCUUGUCUUCGCAGAGCAACGACCCCAGUGAUACAAUGCGGGUGGUCAAUGUCCUCUUGACUCGACUCGACCUCCUCAAGGCUCAUCCCAAUGUGCUUGUCCUGACGACUAGCAACAUGAUGGACGCCUCUGACUCGGCAUUCAUUGACCGUGCAGACCUCGUCCAGUACGUCGGGCGUCCAGUCCUGCAUAGAGGAGCUCAUCGCAAAAGACAUUAUCAGUGUUGUGGACUUGCCUGA
Protomyces lactucae-debilis is the source of this 912-nucleotide messenger RNA. Its product is annotated as ATPase family associated with various cellular activities-domain-containing protein. Bases 1 to 912 code for a protein of 303 amino acids. The record is from RefSeq and is a predicted model, not a curated record. Gene Ontology annotation, biological process: reciprocal meiotic recombination; meiotic recombination checkpoint signaling. The transcript is spliced from 4 exons. Lineage: Eukaryota; Fungi; Ascomycota; Taphrinomycetes; Taphrinales; Protomycetaceae. Gene Ontology annotation, molecular function: ATP binding; ATP hydrolysis activity. Gene Ontology annotation, cellular component: chromosome; nucleus.